AAAGGCCACCGACUUCUGUUUGCUGGAGUCAUAUCGAGUUAUAAUAAUCAAUCAAAUACACGCAGACAAUCUUCUUGUGAAUAACAAAACAACCGAAGGUAUUAUUUAUGGGUGGCAUUUUCAGUCUAUUUUCUCGCUUAUUUGGGAAUAAGGAACGCAGAAUUCUCAUCUUAGGCUUAGAUGGAGCUGGAAAGACAACAAUUCUGUAUAGAUUACAGGUUGGCGAAGUAGUGACAACUAUUCCAACCAUUGGAUUUAACGUGGAAACUGUAGUUCACAAGAAUCUGAAAUUUCAAGUAUGGGAUUUAGGCGGUCAGACGAGUAUUCGACCGUAUUGGCGAUGUUAUUAUUCAAAUACAGAUGCUAUUAUCUAUGUGGUUGAUAGUAUGGAUCGUGAUAGAGUGGGUAUUUCAAAGCAAGAAUUAUUCUCAAUGCUUGAAGAAGAAGAACUUCGUGGAGCUGUACUUGUAAUAUUGGCUAAUAAACAAGAUAUCCCAGGAUGUAUGACUAUCAGUGAAGUAGCUCAAUCGCUUGGUUUAGCUGCUAUUAAAAAUCGACGAUAUCAAUUGUUUAAAACAUCUGCACUAAAAGGUGAAGGUUUAGAGGAAGCUAUGGAUUGGCUGUCGAAUACUUUAUGUGGACAAAAGUAAAAAUUCCCCACCAAAGAUAUUCAUUUAUUAUCACCGCAAAACCAGCUGCGCUUUCUCAAGCUAUCUAUUAUCACUGAUUCAAUCUUCCACACAGCAGUAGUAUGUAUGCCUGCCAACAUUCAUUUUGUAAAUGUUCUUCUUUUCCUGUCGUCUACGCCACCACAGGCUAAGUUUGUUUUUUAUCUUGAACUGUCUGUUCUUGUAUCCAGCACAAUUGUACAAUAAAUUAACUAAUCUGUCUGUGAUAUGCUUAUUGUGAGUUCAUAUUUUUAAUCUUACAAAUAAUAUUGAUUACUUACACCAUACCUUGCUAUACACUUCCUUUGUCUUGACGACUUCCAGUGUACUCCUGUUCUUAUAUAUACACUUACUGUUGUACAACAAUAUGUUGUUUUUUUUCUGUAGGAUUUGGUGAAGCAUAUACAACUUAAGGCGCGUACAUUCAGAUUGAAAUAGUACUAUUAAUUAUAACAAUCUCUCUCUCUCUUUCUGAUUGUCUGUUAUCUUAAAUUCAAAUCGCAUCACUCUCACAAUCAAUCGGUCAAUAAAUUCCUUCCUUUGGAUUGUAGAUAUUUUUGUGUAUGCUUGACUCUCUUGUGAAUUUCAACUAAUUGGUAUUUCUGAUAAAAAAUAAUUCAAACGUAUUCUAUGCUCAUUUUUUAAAAAUGUCUCUUUG
Molecule: messenger RNA, 1326 nt
Organism: Trichobilharzia szidati
Lineage: Eukaryota; Metazoa; Platyhelminthes; Trematoda; Strigeidida; Schistosomatidae
Source: the annotation of a GenBank genome assembly